CUUAACACUACACCGACACUAGAAAGAAAACAAAAGAAAAAAAAAAACCCUAGAAGAGCGUCACUAAACUCGAUUCAAGACUUCGAAACCAUGGUUGCGAAUAGAGAGAAUCUUGAUCCGACGAUGGAUAAGGCGGCGGCGAACUGUCUGAUGUUGUUAUCGAGAGUUGGUGGCGGCGGUGGUGAAGGAACAGCUUUAAAAGAGAAACGAGUUUUCAGAUGCAAGACUUGUAAGCGAGAGUUCUCUUCGUUCCAAGCUUUAGGAGGUCACCGUGCGAGCCACAAUAAACCCACUAAUAACGGUGACUAUACUUCAAUUCCUGGAUCACCUAAGAAGAAGCCGCCGACUAAAACGACGACGACGAUUCAUAUUUGUCCGAUUUGUGGUUUGGAUUUUCCGAUGGGACAAGCACUUGGUGGUCAUAUGAGGAAGCAUAGGAACGAGAAAGAAAAAGCCUCAAACAACGAGUUGGUUACGCGAUCUUUCUUGCCGGAGAACGCAACGCUAACGACGACGACUCUGAAGAAAUCGAGUAGUAGUGGGAAGAGAGUUGCGUGUUUGGAUUUCGCCGACUUAGCUGCGGUGGAUACUUUGGUCAAUACGAAUUUGGAGUUGGGUAGAACGAUGUAUUGACACACUUUCGUAUCCGUUAGGUUUUUGUUAGUUUCGUAGAUUAACAAACAUAUUGCGUAGAGCUUUUACAUGGUUUAAUAGUCUUCUGAUGUUUUAUUUUAUCUUUACAGAUCGAUGUGAAUACAGAUCUAUAUACUAU
Messenger RNA from Camelina sativa (false flax), 772 nucleotides. The record is from RefSeq and is a predicted model, not a curated record. Lineage: Eukaryota; Viridiplantae; Streptophyta; Magnoliopsida; Brassicales; Brassicaceae.